AUGUUACAAGAUGAAAAAUCCCCUAUUACUUUCAAUUUUCACCAGUUGCUGUUAAAGUUGGAAGACAACAUAUUGAUUGAAACUGUUGGUAUUUCGGUUGAAGAUGAUAAAGGUUCAGUUCACUCGACAACAUGUGUCUCAUCACAGGUAGGUUUCCCUCUACGAUGCUCUUUUUGUGCAACAGGAAAAUGGGGCUUUUCAAGGAAUCUUUGGAGCCAUGAAAUUGUAGAGCAGGAAUGGGUUGGCUGGCCACAACAGAUUUAUAAGGGUAAUGCCAAAUACACCUGUUGCAGUUGGCCAGGCGGUGUCAGUUAUGAGCUUGGGAGGAGCUGCAACAGAAGAAGAUGCAAAUCUUAUAUCCCAAUUAUUUGGGUCAAUUGGAAAAAUAUGGAAAGUUGA
Messenger RNA from Lathyrus sativus (Indian pea), 399 nucleotides. The record is from the annotation of a GenBank genome assembly. Lineage: Eukaryota; Viridiplantae; Streptophyta; Magnoliopsida; Fabales; Fabaceae.